AUGGCCCAAGAGCCUUCUCGCCGCCCCCGAGUGCGCCACCGUCAUGGGCCGCGACACCAGCGAGCAGUUUGGCCGCCUCCGCCCGAUCUGGCGCGGCCUGCGCAUCCGCAUGAGCGUGCACCAUGGCGAGCCCGAGGUCACUCUCGCGCCGGCUCGAAGCAGCCAGUCUACACAGGCGCAUGCAUGACCCGCGCACAUGCCAUCGCCCACCGCUCGCGCGGCGGACACGUCAUCAUCUCCGCCACCCUCCGCUCCGUCCUCCCCUUUGAUCUCCCGGACCACCUCACCGCCCACCCAGUCGGGCGCAUCCUCGACCCCAUCGACAAGAAGCACACCGUCGAGAUGUUUGUGGUCGUCGCCAAGUCCUCGGUCACCGCCCUUCGCUGGGCCACCAUCGCCGCCCGCAUGACGUCGACCUGGAUCUCCGCCACAGACAUCACCGACGAGGGCGCGACAACCGAGGCCGGCACAGACGCGCAACCCGCCACUGCAAUUGGCCAUCACAAGAAGAAGCACGCCUGCGGCGACUUUAACCGCUCGCUCGUCCACUACCACUCGGACGAGGAGAUGAACGAGGUCGACGGCCCCGGGCCUGGCCCAGCCUCUGGCACGCAGCCCGUUGACGGCGCCGCCCGUAUCGUCGGUCGGCCCGCUGCCGGUCCCACCGAUCUCCCGACUCGUGCCAUCUCCGCCUCGCGCAUCCCGCAUGGCUACAACGGAAUCCGCUCGGCCAUCGCCCAGAUCGCCGCGCUUCCUUCAACCUCAUCGGGCGCCUCGUCGGGCGUCAUCUCGUGGGUUGUCACCCCACGAGUCGCCGCCUCGGCCUCAAACUACGACUCAGCCAACUCGUCGCUCACCCGCAAGGGCUCGCUUGACUCGACCACCGCCGGCACGCGCAACUCGUCGGCCGCCUCUCUAGCCCACCGCGCAUCCCCGCGCCGCCCGCCCGCCGCCGAACAGUCUAUCCAUCUUCACGCUUCGGGCUUCACUCCGCGCGGCCGCCCGCGCAUCUUGCGCCUUGUGCCUGCUCCAGAUCCGGAGCCAGCGUCUUCACCUGUGCCUGCACCAGAGCCUGCGCCAGAGCCAGAGCCAGAGCCGGAGUCAGCGUCUUUGCCUGUGUCUGCACCAGAGUCUGUGCCUGUGUCUGCACCAGAGUCUGUACCUGUGUCUGCACCAGAGUCUGCGCCUGAGCUUGAGCCCGAGUCUGUGCCAUCAGCAGCAGCCGCACCCGCCGCACUGUCGCCGCCUUCCCAGCCGUCCCUCACUGUGGCCGGCCAUCCUACCUCAUCUCUCGACUCGCCGCUUACGACUGCUCCUACAAUCGCCGUGGAGAUCGCAGCCGGCUCAAACUCGGCCUCCAUGUCCUCCGUCGACGAUCUCGCUGUAGUUGACCGACCGCCGGUGGUAGGCCCACGUCCCCGUGCCACAUCAACGAGUUGUGGCAACGGCGAUGGCGGUGGCGACGGCGAUAGCAAUGGCCUCGAGUCUGGCAACAACACCACCACCCAGUUCUCCAACAUUGUCCUCUCGUCGCCCGCCUGCGAGCACGCCCCUGAUGACGCGCUCGCCUCGUGUACUUCCUCCCUCACGGUGCCGUACUCCAGUCCCACCACCAUCUACGACACCGAGCCCAGCCUGAGAGUCCAGGACGACAACGCCUUCAUCUUCGAUCUUCAGUCGUCGGUCCCGCACAUACCGCCCGACCUGCUCGGCACCUCGAUGGUCGUCGGCACCGAUCCCAGCGCUGCCCCGCACACGCCCAACCGCGCCGCCGUGCCGCCGCAUCCCCAAGCCGGCUCGGCCUCGACCUCGACCUCGACCUCAACCUCCUCCUCCACCUCCUCCUCCUCAUUGUCAUCGUCGACGUCGUCGUCCUCUUCCUCCUCCUCGGCAUCGUCGUCGCCGUCGUCGCAGGUUGCCAUCUAG
This is a messenger RNA of Thecamonas trahens ATCC 50062, 1926 nucleotides long. RefSeq lists its product as uncharacterized. The record is from RefSeq and is a predicted model, not a curated record. The transcript has a single exon. The coding region runs from base 1 to 1926 and encodes 641 amino acids. NCBI's taxonomy places the organism in Eukaryota, Apusomonadida, Apusomonadidae.